CUGUCGAUCGUGGGCAGGGGCACGCGCCGACGCCGAUUGCGCUCGCGCUCCGCGGGGAGCGGCCCCCAGCGCCUCUGUCCGCGCGCACAGGCGUCCGGCCCGCGCCAUGCUGGGCCUCCGAGCCCUGCUCCUGCGGGGCGUGCGCCGGGCCCGGGCCUGCCCCCAGGUCCGCGCAUCUUUGGCUACAGGGCCCAGGCAAAGUGAUGGCACGUUUUAUGAAAUUCGUACCUAUGAUGUUAAGCCAUCAAAGAUGAAGGAGUUUGUGGAAAUGUUCAAUAAACACAUCCACCUGCGCACAGCUCAUUCAGAGAUGGUUGGAAUCUGGACUGCGGAGUUUGGGGGCAUGAAUAAGGCCAUCCAUAUUUGGAAGUUUGAUAACUUUGCCCAUAGAGCAGAAGUCCGGAAAGCAGUAGCCAAUGAUAAAGAAUGGCAAGGAAAAUUCAUCUCUCCAGUUCUGCCCUUCUUGAAUAAACAAAACAAUGAAAUCGUUUACCUGGUACCUUGGUGUGAGAUUGGGAAGCCUUCAAAGGAAGGGGGGGUGUAUGAGAUGGUUACUUUUCAGAUGAAGCCUGGUGGGCCAGCUCUGUGGGGCCAAGCGUUCAGAGCUGCAAUCAAUGCUCAUCUCAAUACAGGCUACACGAAGCUGAUUGGUGUUUUCCACACAGAAUAUGGAUUACUUAACAGAGUUCAUGUGCUCUGGUGGAAUGAGAACCCUGACAAUCGUGCAGCAGGGAGGCAUUAUGCCCAUGAGGAUGCUAGGGUGGUAGCAGCUGUGCGGGAGAGUGUUAGAUUCCUGGAGUCCCAGCAAAAUAUGCUCCUGAUUCCUAUGCCUUGUUCACCAUUGAAAUAGUUUUCUACCAACUGAUGUAAUGGCAGACAACACAACUUUCAUACAGCAUUUUUAUCCUGAACUGUCAUAUGGGUCUCUCUCAAUACCAAUAUAAUCUAGCCAAAUAUUCUUCAGUUUACAGUAUGUGGAUAAAACCUGAAUCCACAUGCUUAAUCUUUGCCGUAGUCCUCUGCACUCUAUGCCACAAUAAGAAUUCAAGGCCUGUCCACCAUGCCAUGAACUCUGCAAACGCUUCAUAUUAGCCAUGAAUUUCUCAUCUUAUUGCCACUUGAAGAUGCAUCCAUACAGAAGUAUUCUAUAACUGGUACAAAAAGGUACAAGGCCCUUGCCAAAGCUCACAGCUGUGCCAGAGCAAGGGAGAUUAGAGAGCUGUUAUCUGUAUAAUGUACUUUGCUACCUCCUGAAAAGGUCACAUCUUCCCAGUUACUACUUGUUGCCCUAAGAAGCAGGAAUCCUAGCCUAGGUUUUGCAUGCUGACCAUACAUCUCACAGAUGUGUCUGCUUGUAUUUAUUAUUUUUAAUAAGGUUGCAAUGAGGUUGGAAUUAGGUAUGAGAAAUGUUGCAGUAAAAUUGUUCAAGUGGUGAUAUAGGGAACUCCGCUUAAGUAUCAGGAGCACCUUUUUUACUUGAAGUACUGUAUUGCGAUUUACUUAAAUACUUUCUAUUGUGGGUCUACACCCCUUUAUUCAAUUAUGACUGAACAGUAAGUUACAUGGAUCACCUCUCCAUGCAAAUACUUGUUUAUUGUGCUGAAAUGGAUUAUGAAUGAACUGAUUAAUUCUGAGAGUUUCUUUGUGGAUUGUGUAUCAGAUUAACUGUCCACUAAAGUACAUAUGCCUAUACUUUUGAAGAAAGCUUUGCUAGACUGUAAAGCUUAAAGCCUAAUAAAAGCAUUGAUUAUUGUUCUGCA
This is a messenger RNA of Caretta caretta (loggerhead turtle), 1760 nucleotides long. RefSeq names its product nipsnap homolog 3A (gene NIPSNAP3A). Lineage: Eukaryota; Metazoa; Chordata; Testudines; Cheloniidae. Gene Ontology annotation, cellular component: mitochondrion. The record is from RefSeq and is a predicted model, not a curated record.